Gymnodraco acuticeps is the source of this 4191-nucleotide messenger RNA. It is a transcript of the gene myclb, whose product is annotated as MYCL proto-oncogene, bHLH transcription factor b. Gene Ontology annotation, biological process: regulation of transcription by RNA polymerase II. NCBI's taxonomy places the organism in Eukaryota, Metazoa, Chordata, Actinopteri, Perciformes, Bathydraconidae. Gene Ontology annotation, molecular function: RNA polymerase II cis-regulatory region sequence-specific DNA binding; protein dimerization activity; DNA-binding transcription factor activity, RNA polymerase II-specific. The record is from RefSeq and is a predicted model, not a curated record.
CCGGAUCAUAUAGUGCAGCAGUCUGCAAAGAAAGUGACCACAAUCGAAGCACAUCCAGCCCUCAGAGCGGUGGGUACUGCGACCAAACGGAGACAUUUACCUCAAAUACUAUUAACAACCGGAAAAGACGCCCAUUGGAUAAUUUGAAACCUUUACAUCUGAGGAAGAGGAGUCAUUGCAUUUUGGUUUGGACACCUCGCUGCGCCCAGCGGAUCUAUGAAGACGCGGGCAGGGUUUUUUACUCCCAACACCAGACCGAGGGAACAGGGUGUGAUUCAUCCCCCCGCCCGUAAGCACUGAUGCCGGGUAUUAGCACCACCGCGCCUCGGUAUGAAAACUGGGACAUGGAGCACCUCGACCACUACCAACAUUAUUUCUACGACGACCACCACGACCCGGAUGAGGAUUUCUUCAAGUCCACAGCGCCUAGUGAGGACAUAUGGAAGAAAUUCGAGCUGGUGCCGACCCCGCCCAUGUCCCCUAUCCGGGCAGUGGAGGGGUCCGGCCGGGUCGGGCUGCUCUGCCCGUCUCUGGGGGACAAACUGGAGUGGGUUUCCCAGUUUUUAGGGCAGGACGAUGAGCAGCAGCAGCAGCAACAGCAGCAGCAGCAGCAGCAACAUCAGCAGGAAAUCCCCUGCAAGCUGACCACCUCCAAUGACUCUUAUGGGAACCUCAGCUCCAUUAUUAUCCAGGACUGUAUGUGGAGUGGGUUUUCCGCCGGACAGCAGCUGCAGAGAGUUGUAGGGGAGAGACUUGCAUCCUGUCCCGGGACGGGGGCCGGUGUCAAAGUCGCCGCAACAGCCGCCUCUGUGGUUGCUUCCCCGGGGAGACAGCAGCAGGGUGCCCCCGCAGAAGCGUCGGCUCCAAGUGGACUGGCUGCGGACUGUGUGGACCCCGCUGCGGUGCUCACUUUCCCGGUAAACGGUGGAUGCAAGAAGCAAGUGUCCUCCGGUUCAGAGUCUCACACCGACUCAUCAGAUGAUGAAGAUGAUAACGAUGAGGAUGAAGAGGAGAUCGAUGUGGUGACGGUGGAGCACAAGCAGCAGCAGCGUAAACCUCGUCGGAUGGUCAACUCUCGCAAACCAGUGACCAUCACGGUGCGAGCGGACCCCCUGGACACCGGUAUGAAGCGCUUCCACAUCUCCAUCCACCAACAGCAGCACAACUACGCUGCCCCCUCCCCGGACACACUCCCUCAGCAUGUGGAGCCGCCUCGGAAGAGGGUCCGACAGGAGGCCUCCUCUCACUCGCACCUGAACUCUCAUCAUCAUCAUCAUCACCACCACCAGCCUCGAUCUGGCCACGCCCCUCUGAACUCAGACAGCAGGAAGUCUCAUGUGGCUGGACUCAGGUCAGAGUCGCCUGACCUCAGCGCCUGCUCUCCUACCUCCUCCUCACCCCCUUCAUCCCCUCCCUCUUCCUCCUCCUCUUCUUCCUCCUCCUCUUCCCAUUCCCAGAUCCCCUCUCAAAGCCCCCGCUCCUUCUGCCACCUCUCAAGCCCCCAGUCCUCCGACUGCGAGGACACGGACAAGCGCAAGGCGCACAACUUCCUCGAGCGCAAGCGGAGGAACCGACCUGCGCUCGCGCUUCUCUCGCUGCGGGACGAGAUCCCGGGCCUGGCGGAUUGCCCCAAGACACCGAAGGUGGCAAUCCUGACUCGAGCCACGGAGUACUUGCAGCAGCUGCAUGUCAGUGAGAGGCAGAAGGCCCAGGAGAGGAAGCAGCUGAAGUCCAGACAGCUGCAGUUGCUGCAGAGGCUGGCGCUGCUCAAACGCUCCUGAGCGACGUGGGGGAAACCGGCUCUCACCACACGCACACAAACACUCACAGAACUGAAUACAUGAAGGAGAAGAGACACUAAUGUUCACUUUGAUUUGAUCACGUUGGAAUAGUGCGGGUGGAUUUAAUUGUUUUUGUUUUCUAUUUUUGUGGUUUGCACAUUUAGCUUCUGAGUGAUGGACAAGGCCGUAAGCUGGUCAGGACGGCAAGCUAGGGACUGAUCUUAUAGGGCGUUUUUACGGGCAGAUUAAUAUGUCCAUGGUUAUUGAAUAUAGGUUUCAUGCUAUAAUCCCCCACUUGCUGAAAAAUGCUCAAAAAUGUUGCUUGUUUACGGGAAGGAUUGCUGUGAAUGAAGCAGCUGCUAGUUGAUCAACUCACAUUUUUCUACCUGCUGCAUGGUCUGGUCAGAUGAUUUCUUGAUUGUGAUGGGGCUUACCCAGCAGAUAUGUCCUCUCUUUCUGUCUGUCAUUUUCUAAAAGGCCCUCUAUAGAUUCUAAUGUGUUGUUCUUUACAGCCCUUAGCUCCUUAGCGCUUGGCAAACAACUUUCACAUUUUGUUAUCAAGUUGUGCCUUGUUUCUGAUCUGUUUUCUUUCCCAUUUUCUUUUCUAUUAUUCUCGAUCUAACCUCAUUUUCUUGUUCUUUUCUUACCACCGUUUCCCUCGUCAGCAGUUGAGGCAUGUAGCUUUUAUGCUUGCUGUAGUGGGACUGUACUGAGCCAUGUAACAAAUGACGUUACAACUGGAUACAAUAUAUUCUGCACCUCUGGAAUAGCUCAGGUUGAGUCCUAAACUUCUGUGCCUGCAGGUUUUCAAUUCAGUGUUUUCCUCUUGCAUCGUAGACAUUUCAACAGCAGCACCACGCCCACAGUAAUGCCUGAUUUGUAGCAUUAAUUGGAUCAAGAAAAAUAAGUUGCCAUAGAAUUUCUUUGAGAAUAAUCGUGUUUUCAAUCAAAAAACACUAUGAAGAUGUUCACCAGGAUCAUUAUUGUUAUUGUUGUGCCAUGGAGACCAGUGGAAAGUUGAAUGUUGGCUUCAAAUUAUUAUCAACCAAAAAAAAGAUAUUUUAGAGAAUGGCUUCAUUUAACCUGUAUGUUUCGAGACAUUUAAAAAUGCCAACAUUUGCUUUGAGAUGAAGCCCAACGAGGUCUAACUGUACAUUUCUUUCAUCUUGCUGUCUGGUCAAUUUGUUUUUGUUUUUGCAUUCAGUGUAACGCCUAUAGAAGCCUUUCAAUGUACGUAGACUAUCCUGUUGGAUGUUAUGUUUAUAGUUCCCUUACUGUACAGUCCCUUCCAAACCAAAACCAGAGCUGUCUACUUUACUCAUCCUAGUUUUUGUUCAGCCCUAAAGCUUGCUGGCUUUUCAAAGAUAACUCAAAGCUUCUAUUUUUGUUAAUAAAAAGAUUAUGAAAAAGAGUCGAAAUGAAACACUUACUGAACAUUGAUCACACUAGACACUUUGUCGCCAGUUUUUUUUUUUUUUUUUGCGAAGCCUACUUGUUUUCAUUACUGUGCAUUGUCUGUUUCUGGGGUUUGAUUUAUUUGUACAAGUUCACAAAAGUUUUAUACUAUAUUUUCCUACAGAGUUGUGUUUCAGUGUGAGCUAAUGACUGUUUUUGUUAUUGUAGCUGGUGGGGCUUUAUUGGUGGUUAUGUGCUGAAAAUUGUCUGCUUUUUAUCUGGAGUUGAAAGCACCUGAAUGCUCCUGUCUUCAAUCCAAUCACUGUAGCUGUAGCACUCUGUUAAAUGUUUCGCGGUGUGCAGGGAGGAGGGAGGACUUAAGAGGAUCUACCGAUUAAACUUGUGUGUAGCCUUGAGUAACCUUAUGCUUUCCCUCUGCCUUUGUUUUAGUUUUUUUGCAAGGCCGAUGCCCCCUAUUGUUCCCAUAAGCCAUGCAACAGAACACUGUAGCCCUGAAAUAGUACUGUAAAUGGCAUGAGUAGCGUACUCUGCUAUUACUAGCACUCAGGAAACUCCCACGUGUAGCUUGUAGCUAUUCUGAUAGGGCCAGAGGCUGCGCUUGAGGAAACACCCUCUGCUUUAUUAUGCUGUAACAUAAACACAGACCCACACUGAUGGAAAGAGAGCAUUAGAUCAGGGGAAUCAUCAUGUAUGUGAUUACAUAUUUAUGUCCCCCUUUCUAAUUCAGCACAAGCCACCAUAAGCCCUGGUUUUUAUUUUCUCUCAAUAGGGUGCACCCACAGCAGCCCCUUUUGUUUAUUGUUUGACUUGUAUUGGUCACAGGUUUCUGCUGUUGGCACAGUCAGUGGAUGUUGCUUACUGACUUUUGGAGUUUAACCAUGGUGAUUUUGGAGCCUUGUUUCAGCACUUUGUUUUUUUCUGUACCUCAUAAGCCUCUAUGUAUGACGAGUAAGUCCGGUAAAUAAUAAAUUCAUGGUUUGACAUCAUAAAUUAU